Molecule: messenger RNA, 1224 nt
Organism: Parastagonospora nodorum SN15
Lineage: Eukaryota; Fungi; Ascomycota; Dothideomycetes; Pleosporales; Phaeosphaeriaceae
Exons: 3
Coding region: 1-1224 (407 amino acids)
Biological process (GO): protein O-linked glycosylation; protein N-linked glycosylation; cell wall mannoprotein biosynthetic process
Cellular component (GO): membrane; Golgi apparatus
Molecular function (GO): alpha-1,2-mannosyltransferase activity
Source: RefSeq, a predicted model, not a curated record
AUGUCGGGCUCCCAGCGCUACAUACGCUACAUUAUCUUUGCUGUUUUUGUACGCUCUGAUCGUCUUCUACUUCAUCAGCUCCUCCUCAGUGCCGACUGCGAGCUGGCCGCAUCUACAAGAUGCCAUCACGCCAGCACACCCAAUGCCGCCAUCACGGUGACUCGCCAGUCGCGCCAGUCACGCCAGUCACGCCAGCUCACGCCAACCACGCCAAACGAAAAAGCACCCCUCGCCGAGACCAUGCCCGGCGCUCGCAUGAACGCUACCUUCGUCACUCUCGCCCGCAAUUCCGACGUCUGGGAGAUUGCCAAGUCUAUUCGCCACGUCGAGGACCGCUUCAACCGCAAGUUCAACUACGACUGGGUGUUCCUGAACGACGACGAGUUCGACGACGAAUUCAAGAGGGUUACAACCGCGCUCGUGUCCGGAAAGACCAAGUACGGCAAGAUUCCAAAGGAGCACUGGUCGUUCCCCGAAUGGAUUGACCAGGACAGGGCCGCCAGGGUCCGCGAGGAGAUGAAGGAGAAGAAGAUCAUCUACGGCGACUCCGUCAGCUACAGGCACAUGUGCCGUUAUGAAUCCGGCUUCUUCUUCCGCCACCCCUUGAUGCUCGACUAUGAGUGGUACUGGCGCGUGGAGCCCAGCAUCGAGCUGUACUGCGACAUCAACUACGACACGUUCAAGUUCAUGGCCGACAACAAGAAGAAGUACAGCUUCACCCUCAGCUUGUACGAAUACGUUGAGACGAUUCCAACGCUCUGGGACGCCACCAAGAAUUUCACCAAGCACUAUCCUCAGCACAUCGCCAAGGACAACUCGAUGAAGUUCCUCAGUGACGACGGUGGCGAGACCUACAACAAAUGCCAUUUCUGGUCCAAUUUCGAGAUUGGCAACCUGAACUGGCUGCGAUCUGAUGCCUACGUUGACUUCUUUACCUCCCUUGACCAUGCGGGUGGUUUCUUCUACGAGCGCUGGGGCGAUGCUCCGGUCCACUCCAUCGCCGCUGGCCUUAUGUUGCAAAAGGACGAGCUUCACUUCUUUAACGAUAUUGCCUACUACCACGUCCCCUUCACGCACUGCCCAACUGGCGAGCAAUACCGCCUCGACCACAAGUGCUCGUGCAACCCCAAGGACAACUUUGACUGGAACGGUUACAGCUGCACGGCGCGCUUCUACGAAAUCAACGACAUGACCAAACCUGCAGGGUACGAAAAGGAGCAAUAA